Molecule: messenger RNA, 1367 nt
Organism: Mixia osmundae IAM 14324
Lineage: Eukaryota; Fungi; Basidiomycota; Mixiomycetes; Mixiales; Mixiaceae
Exons: 4
Coding region: 1-1287 (428 amino acids)
Molecular function (GO): protein binding
Source: RefSeq, a predicted model, not a curated record
AUGGUACUGACACGGCAGCACAGUGGUGCUGACCCGUUCAGUGCAUCGGCCAAGGCAUUCCAGCCGCCGCAAAAGUCAAGAGAGCACAUCGAGCACAAAGCGCAACGCGGCUUUGACCUGUCGAGCGAUGGCCUCGAACCUGACGAGCACCCGAGCAGCGAUGCCUAUAUACCCAUGGACUGGGAUUGCAACACGAUUCACACCAGCCCAUCCGCCUCGACAGGUCUGACGAGCUUUUCGAGCCAAGACUGCGCGAUGCCAAUGACCUCGCAAGUUUCGAUGACGGCUGAUGAAGAGACGGACUGGGAGAAUCUCAUCGCUGAUCGUAUACAGCUCGCUCGUGGCGAUCUCGAGCUAUCGCGACGUGCAUUGACGUGUAUACCAGACUGCAUUGGCGAUCUUGCGCAUCUCUUUUCGAUCCAGCAGACGACCUUUGCUCGGUCUACCUCGACGCCCGGUCUCGCCAAUAUCGCAGAAGAGCGAGACGGUGGCCGGCAGGCAAUGGCGACACGCAGCUUCAGACAGCGCGAGUGGUCUCGCUCACAGUCUGCCGCUGCAGCGAUAUCUUCCUCCUCGCUCGGCUCGACAAACGGCAAUGGCUCCGUGCAGCUCUUCCUCGCUACCAAUCGCCUGACUGCACAGAGCAUCUCACCGCGACUGUGGACCCUGACCAAUCUGACGGUGCUCGUCUUGCGCGACAAUCAGCUAGCCCAUCUCAGCAGUGGUAUCGGUCACCUCGUUCAUCUUGAGGAGCUGGCACUGGGCGGGAACCGUCUGACCUCCUUGCCCAGCGAGAUCCAGAAACUGAGACUGCGCACGCUGACAAUCUCGCCUAACCCGUUCUGGCGCUACAUCGAGCCGGAGACAGCCUCAGAGAGCGAUGCGCGGGUACUGAGCAACGUCGAACGACACUUUGCCGUCCCAAGCCUUGCAGAGAUCUGUGCUCGCAUGCUCAUGGCGCCAUCGCCAGAGCUCUCCUGGCCCGUCUACGAUCGUUCGAAGCCUCUCCUCACUGCGCAUGAUACGACGGACCUGCCUGUGCACAUGCAAGUCAUGCUCGGCUUGACUUCCGCCCAGAUCUCGGACGACAGUGGUUGGCGAGAAUGGUCGGCUUGUGCGAACGUGGCGUGUGGACGGUCUUUUCUUCAGGCAGCCGAAGAACGCGUCGAGUGGACGCACUGUGUUGCUGGCGUCGAAUUGGUGGCGAGCACAGAGGUCAGGGAGUAUGGCGUGCCCAUCCUCUGGCGCGGUUGUUCUGCUGGCUGCCUCGACUUUCUCACCUCUUGACUGCCCAGUCGAGAGUGUGUUGUUUGAUUGUAUGAUAAUGCAAGAAUACAACAGAGAUGCACAUCAGCUCGCCAUUUCGG